UCUCUCUCUCUCUUUCUCACACACACAGACACCCAGCUUCCUUUCCACCCUCUUCCUGGUUUCCCACUUCAUAACUUCAUAAUCCAUGUCAAGUCAAUGGUUAACUUUCCGUCCUCAGAACUUUGUCAAACACUAUAUCUAUUGAAGUCCCUGGACUCUGACAUUACAAACACUAAGGAGCAGAGAAGAAUCAACAGUGCUUCAGAGGUCAGUUCUGUAUAGUGAAAUGCACAAGAGCUGACAAUGGGUUUCACAGCUAUUCGUGUGCUCUCGUUUCUACUGGCAUUCAAGCUUACAACACAAGAGCUGGCGAAACUUAUUGUGAGUCCCGAUAUUACUGCUGAGUGUGAGAAACAAGUUACCCUAAACUGCCACGUAUCGUCAUUUGAGGAUGGUCUAUCAAUCAAGUAUAUGGGAUGGUUCCGAGACACAACAUCAUUAUGUUUUGUAAACAGUACAGAAGCAGUGAACAUACACUACAAAAACCCUCCGAGCAACUUCCAUUGCGAGCAAAAAGAUGGACAAAUGUCCCUCGUCUUUCAAAAAGUGAAUCCUCUGGAGAUCGGAACCUACACGUGCAAAAUGCGAUCCAACAAAGGAGGGACAAGUGAAAACACAACAAUGGAUCUGAAAGAGUGUUGUGGGAAAUCUGAAGGCAUUUUAACCAGUAGCGGUCCAACCUGUACCUUCAGCAGCGUGUACCAAGACGGAGAUGUACACUGGUUCCACGGCUCCCGCAACCUAUCGGCUGGGUCUCUGAGGCACACCACUUCUAAAAGUGUCGAUGAGCAUGGUUGGGUGACUAUCCGUAGUUCCCUGGAGGAAACCGGUUUACAUGAACCCUUCAAUUGCUCCUUGAGGAGCACCAUAUCUGAUAGAUACAUUGCAAGUACUCUGGUCGAAAACCAAAUGUCACUCAAAGAUAAAAUGUCCCGAUAUUCAACCUCAGGCAGCUAUGGACUCAGCUCACAGGAAUCUACAAUGACAAUACUGCAUAUACUAAUCUUACUAACUGUCACACUGAAUUAAGUGGCUUGCAAAGGGUACAUCGAUGUCAUGGUAUGUGAUCAGGGUGAAUCAAUUACAUUUAGACGAAGCAACAAUUAACAUAUAUUAGGAACAACUGGGUACGAAGAUGUAUUUCUUUUUUUUUCAACAAUUCUUUCAGUUAAUUGAUUCAUCCUGAAAGGUUUAUUAUUAUUCAUUUUAGCUCCCAGCUGAUAACAAAGGAGCCCAUAGAAAUUACACUGUAUAAACUACCUUUGUUGUUUUGCUUGGGCAGAACGUUUCGGAUGAGAGAGCAAGGUACAGAAGUUAAUAGCAUUCUUUCAGAAAACAAAAAUGGGAACUCACUCCCAUACAGCACACACUGAUGUCACUCAAACAGUUAAACUACUCUGCCUGGCUAUUGGUCUAGUUUUGUUUUGAGACACAUAUAAUCAAAAUUACUGAUUAUUUUAAGGAGUAUGUAUUUGUUUAUAAGAUAGUUAGAUAAAAGUAUGUGCACUCUUCCUAAGAUUUCUCUCAGAAAGUUGAGUAAAGUCUUUGAGUUCGAAAUAUCAAACAGCGGGGCAGGCACAGGAGAUCUGUCUGUGAUUUGUGGAUAGAUGCUGCCCCCUGGUGAGGGGCUAGUGAUCAGUGACCCAAGGCUAUCUGGAUGUAAAUAUGGAGGUAAAUAAAGAGCUCAUCCACCUAAAUUUAAGCAGUAGUUCUAUGUAGCCAUGUAAAAAGCUUAUGCCUUCUGGGAAAUAUUUUCAAAAUUAAAGCAGUUUCAAAUUUCCUUCUCUGCUGUUUAGCUUGGGGAUGUUUUUUGUAAUUUCCCUGAGGUAAUAUGACAAAAACUAUGUCUGAUUACAUACUAGUGAUAUUACAUUGAAAAAAAAACACUGCUAGCGGGAAACUUGCAACUACAGAUAGUGUCUUACAAAAAACUUUUGUACAAAAUUGCAGAUUUUGCUUAAUUAUUCUGUUUGUAAUUCUGUAAUAUGCUUUCCCUUUCUCACCUCUCAAGCCUUUGCAGGUAAUUCAAAACCAAAGUCCAAAACUAGGUCCAAAGCAAAAACUCUGCUGGUUAAGACACAGCACAUGAGAGUCUUUUCAAGCCAGAAUGAUCACAAGGGGUGUCACUGAAUCAGUGCCACGCUGAGGAAAGUGGAGCAUUUAGCAACAUAGUUAUGUGGUAGCAUUCCCGUGGGUAAACUAAUUCAAGUUACCUUGACUCUGCCAGAGUACACAGAUGCAUCCAGGCAUCCAGAAACACGCAGACAUGUUUACAUCCUUUUAGAGGACAUUCAAUUCCUAGAAACGAUAACCAGAUUCACUACUUGCCUCCCCCUAAUGUUUCCUUUCCUUUAUGGGGACCAAAGGUGAAAAGAUUUAUGUCCCCAGCACACGAGUACACACAGACACACUCACCAGUCCAGCUAUGCUUGCUGAACACUGAAUAUUUGUGUUGCCUAUUUUUAUUUCCAAUUAUUUACAAAUGUCAUGUAGAUAUGUACCAAACAAAUAUUUAGCUGCAAUUUACACACAUGGCCAUGAUGUAAUGCUUUUUACAUCAUGAAUUUUUAAUAAAAUCUUCAAUUCAGAUUCAGAGCAAUUACAUCUGCAGUGUUGCAUAUGCUUUGCAGGGUUUAUUUCCUGCUGUAUCUUGUAAAAUUUGAUUUUUUUUUUUGUUUAUUGUUUUUUUUUAAUUGUAAAUAUUAUUAUUUUUUUCUUUUAGGGAGAAUAAAUCACAGUGUUAUCUUUUAUGCCACAUGCUAACAGGGAGGACAUGUUUUUUCAUAUUUGAGAUUUCAGAUAUUUUAGCUGAUUGUUAAUUAAUAUACAAAUUUAUAAUAAAAUUAAUCAUUAAGUGCUGUUAUUUAUCAAAAGGUGAAAUAAAGAACAUUUACAAUGCA
Molecule: messenger RNA, 2900 nt
Organism: Mugil cephalus (flathead mullet)
Lineage: Eukaryota; Metazoa; Chordata; Actinopteri; Mugiliformes; Mugilidae
Exons: 4
Coding region: 244-1029 (261 amino acids)
Source: RefSeq, a predicted model, not a curated record